Gastrolobium bilobum is the source of this 1080-nucleotide messenger RNA. Its product is annotated as probable WRKY transcription factor 30. NCBI's taxonomy places the organism in Eukaryota, Viridiplantae, Streptophyta, Magnoliopsida, Fabales, Fabaceae. Gene Ontology annotation, biological process: regulation of DNA-templated transcription. Gene Ontology annotation, cellular component: nucleus. Gene Ontology annotation, molecular function: transcription cis-regulatory region binding; DNA-binding transcription factor activity. The transcript has 3 exons. The coding region runs from base 1 to 1080 and encodes 359 amino acids. The record is from RefSeq and is a predicted model, not a curated record.
AUGGGAGAUUGGGAUCACAAUAACCUCGUUCAUGAGCUACGACAAGGCAUGGAGCUGGCAACGCAGCUCCAAAUCUCUCUCCAAGUGCCUUCUACCUCCCCACAAAGCCGUGAGCUUCUGAACGAGAAGAUCAUAGCUGCAUUUGAAAAGGCACUUGCAAUGGUGAACUGGAAUGGGGUGCAAGUGGGUGAGCCUUCACAAAUGCCCACAAGGGUUGCAAUGAGAAUGUCACAGUCACCACCAUUGAGCGCAAGUCCUCGCAGUGAAGACUCUGACAGAGAUCUGGAGCAGAGUGCCACUAGAAAGAGGAAGGUCAUGCCAAGAUGGACAAAACAUAUCCGAGUUAAUCCAGGGAUGGAAGUGGAAGGGUCACUUGAUGAUGGAUAUUGUUGGAGAAAAUAUGGCCAGAAAGACAUUCUUGGAGCCAAGUAUCCAAGAGGCUAUUACAGAUGCACCCACAGAAAUGUUCAAGGCUGCAUGGCCACAAAGCAAGUGCAAAGAUCAGAUGAAGACCCAAAUAUCUUCGAAAUCACUUACAGGGAAAAGCACAACUGCACAAUGUCCUCCUAUGUGGUUCCUCCAUCAGGACCACAAGAAAACCAAGAAUCAAAUUUGAGCAAAGUUCCACAGCAUCAAAAUGACCAGCAAAUUCUUGAGCAGCAUUCAAGUGAUCAUCUAGUUUUGAACCUCCGUGAAGGCCUGAAAAUCCUAACAGAGAAUCUACAUCAUGCUCCUGACCAAGUUACUUCAACUUUGCAUUUCCCUUCAACUACAAAUAUAAAAACUGAAGACAAAGUUUUCCCUUCGCCAAUGAUUGAAAAUAACACUGCAGAAAACUUCAUCUAUCCUUCAUAUGUGUCCCCUGCCACAUCUAGAACAAGCUACUUUUCGGUGUCUCCAAGUGGCGGGAACAGCUUUGUGGGGUACUCAAAUUUGUUAAGUUCUGGUUCUGAGAUCAAUGACAUGAUCAUAGCUGCUACUUCAGCCGCAAACUCUCCAACCGUUGACUUAGAGUUUCCAUUUGACCAGUUUCAAUUGGACGGUCAAAACUUCACCUUCGAUAACCCACCAUUCUCCUAA